UGGCUCAGAUUGCAGAUGGUGUGAUGUACAGGUGUUAUUUGCUUCUUGCCCUUCUCGGGGAGGCGGCCAAGCCGCUUUGCCGGGACCUUUCGAGCGGGAGCGACUGGCAAGACUGCCGUGUGUUGAUCGGAGGCCUGGCUAUCCAAGGUGCUGAGGCCUUCAAUGCAGCGCUGGGGCCCACGUUUCAAGACUACUUGACCAAUACCUACAACGACACCUAUGGUCUAGAGUUUGAGGCACUGCCCUUGAACUUUGACCAGAACUUUGCGUUGGUGGGUUCUGGUGAAGUUGACUUCAUCUACAGCAAUCCAGCUGCCUACACAUGUAUGGCUGUGGAGUUUGAGGUUCAAACAGUGGCAUCACUCGUGAACUUCCGUAAAGGAUUUGCACUUGGCAAGUUUGCGGGGGUGAUCUUUGCUCGUGCGGAUUCGGAGUUCAGGACAGUGGAGGACCUUCGCAGAGCGCAUGUGGAGGCCGUGUCCAUCUCGGGUCUCGGGGCAAUGCAGCUUCAGCAAGCUGAGUUGCUGGCUCAGGGUUUGGACAUCAUGACCGAUGUUCCACGAUUGACCUUCGCCUUCAACCAGAACAAGAUCGUUCAAGACGUUCAGGAUGGUUUGGCGGAUGUUGGGUUUGUGAGGACAGACCUGAUCGAUCGGAAUGUGGCAGCCAAUAAAACGAGUUGGGACUACUUCCGUGUGAUUGGUGAAAUGAGCGGGGAUGGAUUCCCGUUUGCACACUCCACUGCAUUCACGCCUGAGUGGCCCAUUGGGGGACUCAAACAUGUGCCAGAUCAGAUUCGCGAGUUAGUGGCAAGAGCCCUGAUGUCGUUAGAUCGUUUCUCAUCUGAUCCUACAUUGUCUGAGCCUGCAAUCAAAGGCAACUUUGCGAGCUGGACCACCCCCAACAACUACCUUGGCUUGCUUGACAUGCUACUAAGCAUCAGGUACCUGGACCCCGUCCAACGCCGGUGUCUCCGUUCCUCUGAUGAGUACAAUGCCAUUUAUUGCCCACCCGGAUGGGUCAAGAAAUCCCCCGAGCAGGUCUUCUGUCCGGACUGCCGGGAAGGAUAUUCCUGUUUGUGUUCUCCUUGUGCCAAGCUCAGGGACCCCGAAUAUGUCUUGAAGGCCGAGUUGAUCACCACCAGCUGGAAAGGGAAUGUGGAUUUGGAGAAAGUCGAAAAUUCCACCUUUGUAGCUGAGAGUUGUGAGCGCAUGACAUUGUGCGGCCAUGUGGUACUCGGACAAAAGUUGCGAUGGGUACUCCUGGAUCAGAUCGGUGCAACCACGCGCCUGGCAAUCAACGCACCUCAGGUUACCAGUGUGCAGCUUCGUAUGACCAUCGACGGUCCGUCGGAAAGAACAGAAGUCCAAAAUGUGACCUUGCCAGAUCUGGCCACGCAGAUGUAUUACUUGGAAUAUGAGCCUCAAAGCACAGGAACUCAGGUGAUCCAGAUUAAUAUCAAUGGCCAACCUGCCAGCAUGAGUCCAGUGAUCUUCGAAGUGGAGGAAGCGCCACUUCGUGUCACUCGUUGCGCCAUCGGCUAUGAGGCCAACGAUGAGGGCCAGUGUAACCAAUGCCCGGCAGGCACUGCCUCCCCUGGAGGCACAGCCAGUUGUCGAGCCUGUGACCCGGGGACCAAGCAACCUUUGGAAGGGCAAGGUAGCUGUGAGAGCUGCCCAGUUGGGGAAUACCAACCGAGCUUUGCCGCGACGGCCUGUCAUCCAUGUGAGCCCGGCACGUCCAGUCGUGGAAAGACAGGGAGCCAGGCCUGUAGUCCAUGUGAGCCUGGACAGGAGGCUGUGGUGAAUGGCUCGGAGAGGUGUAUUCCUUGCAAACGAGGAUUCUAUAGUGAGGUUGAGGGAGCAGCCCAAUGCCUGCAGUGCACGGGAGGGAAGAGUACCAUCGAACAGGGUGCGACAGACCAAUCUCUAUGCGUUUGCUUGGAUGGACAGCGACUUGCAGAGGAAUUUGAGCAGUGUAUCCUUUGUGGUCCAGGCCUGAACUGUACUUUUGGCAAUGGUGAGCCCGAGCAGCUGGCAGGCUUUUGGGUGGAUGUACAUCUCAAUCAAGGGUCGUCUCUCUCGGUGUACCGUUGCCGCAACGCCCUGGAAUGUCCGGCAGGGCAACUGGGAACCUGCGCUCCUGGCCGUAGCGGGAGAGCAUGUAAUAACUGCAAAGCUUGGCAUCGAAAAAACACGAAAGGCCAGUGUGAAGCGUGCAGUGGUGUCGAUGUGCUUCCUUUGCUUUGGAUCUUGCUGGGUGCAUUGAUAUUGAGUGGUAUCACCUGGUUGUUCGCGCAAACCUCACUGGCGCGACAGAGAUUGGGCCAGGUGACCGUCUUUCUAACUGCUGGGCAAGUGAUCAUGCUCAUGCAGCUCAUGGCCGCCUUAAAGAAUCUGGACUUCCAGUGGACAGGCCCUGCGAUAUAUGUCCUGGACGCAUUGGGCGUGCUGGCGUUUGACAUCGAUUUCCUGAACUUGGGAUGUGUGGUGCCAGACAGCGGACCAUCGCUCACAUUUCUGUCGCAGUUAAUGGCGUACCCAGCAUUUUCCUGUUGCAUGCUGGUGGUAUGGUGGUGUAUCGGGAGGUGCCACGAUGGCUUGAAGGGUUCGGAUCUUUUCAAUAUCAAUGGCCUUGUGCUGAUGACGUUGUACGUCACCCUGACUAUCGUUUCGUUGCUGCCCUGGCAAUGCGUCUCAAACCCCAACGGGACGUUGACGAUGCAGACGCAGCCAGGGGUCAUUUGCUUCAAUUCAGAGGAGCACACCAUGCUCAUGCUUCUCUCUGUGCUUGGAAUCAUCAUGUACCCUUUGCCCAUGCUGGCCAUCUCCAUACAAGCGACUGUGAUGUAUCCUUCCUAUGUGGCCUCAGGCCAAGGUUUGGUCAUCGUGAACAGAUAUCGCUUCAUUUUUGAGCGCUUCCGUGCCAAUCGAUACUUCUUCGGUGUGCUUUACUUGUGCAGGAACACAUUCUUGUCGCUGAUUCCAGUGGCCUUUGCGAACUACCCAUCAGUUCAAGUGACGAUGCUGGCAGCAGUGAUGUUGCUGGGCAUGAUCGUCCAAAUGCGGGCAUGGCCCUGGAGGACCAAGGUGGCCAACAUCACCGACAUGAUCUUCUCUGGCGGAGUGGUGCUGUUCCUGGUCAUCGCUGGACCCAUCGUCCACUUUGAAACUGAGCAGGAUCAGCGAUCCUAUGCGGCGUUCAUCUCUUGGAGCUUUUGUGCUUUGUUGUUGGUCUUCAUUGUGGCCUUUGUUGUGGUUGCCUUCAUGUACCUCCGAAGGCGGCUCAAUUCUGAAAAGCCGUACAAAGUCUUCCUGACUCAUCACAAAGGCGCAGCUGGCAGCCUUGCAAGAUUCAUCAAGCUCAUCCUUUCGAAACAUUCCAGCGACCGGUUCUUCUUGGAUUCUGACGAGCUCCAAGACUUGGACUCCCUCUUCGAAUGUGUCCGUGCACACACGAAAUUUGUGGUCCCUCUCUUGACACCGGCAUUGAUGACAAGACCAUGGUGCGUGGGUGAGCUCACAACGGCAUUUCUGAACCGGGUGCCUAUCUUGCCCAUCUCUUGCAAUGGAUGUACCAUCAUCCCGUCUUCACGCGUCCCAGGAAUUCUGAAUUCCUGGACUGUUGACGAGUUCCAGCCCUUGCUGGCAGCAGGAAUCAAUGAAGCGGCCAUUGAGGCCACAGUCGAGCAUAUGGCAACUCUGAGAGUCAUCGAGUAUGAUCGCUCGAACGACCUGGAGAAACAGGAAGGCACAAUUCUGCGCAUUUCGGAGUAUUGCAAACUGAAACGCCGACCCUUCGUGGAUUACUCCUCAAAAGCUUCGUCUUCACAGAUUUUGUUGCUGACACAUACAGAUCAUUAUGAAGCCCUGUCCUCAUCGAUGAUUCUCCAAAUCCAGCUCCAACAGCACCUGCAAGAGAGCGUGUUCGUUCCAAUAACCAAGAAACAAAUGGACAAAGCGCUUCUCAAAGCCAAGAUUCUCGUGAUUUUGCUGUACAAUGGCAUUCUCUAUGAUCCCGCCUUUGCAGGCAUGAUCUUGGCAGCUUACCGCGAAUCUUUGGAUUUGUCUCCGGAGAACUCAAGUGGUUUGAUGUCCAAAACCCUGAGCAACAGCAGCGAGGAAUUCGCUUGGAACAGGAUCAUCACCGUUUCAGCCGAUCCCAGCUUCGUCUUCCCAGGACAUGAAUUCUACGCUUCUCUGGCAGCACAAGGAGUUUCCGUCAACGACAGUUUGGGGCCGGAAGUUGGUCCAUUACUUUGUGACGCAUACAGGAGUGUUUUCAAGAAGAUCUCCUUGCCGUUCAGUAGUCAUGCCUCCAUUGGUAUGAUCGAACACCAGGUGAAAGAGAUCGGCAAACGGGUUUCAGCACAUCUUCAUGGCGCUGACAUAGCCGGUGGCGUGGUCCGCACCGUGACGGGCCGGCGCAUCUCGACGACCUCCGCGGAGCGCGAUGGGAUGCAAUCCCUCGGUCUGUCACCGCUGGAUGCCUUCAGAAGUCCCGUGUCCAUGAUGGCCUCACCAUGGCCAGAUGAUGAGGCUUCCUAUGCUUAUGAAGAGGAUGAAGAAACUGGCAUCCGCCGUGAGUUCUCUGACGAUGAGGACCUUCUGAUGCCGACCAACCAUGCACAUGAGGCGCUUGCCUUGCCAAAGCCAUCGGACAUGGUUGUCCAUACAUUCUAAUUACAGUCUAAUUACUAGAACUGUAAAUCUUCCGUUGUGCAAUGUGUCACGAUGUGCCAUAUUGUGCCGUCACGUAUAGCGUCCCAAACCGCAAAGAUGCAGAGGAAAAAAA
Molecule: messenger RNA, 4794 nt
Organism: Cladocopium goreaui
Lineage: Eukaryota; Dinophyceae; Suessiales; Symbiodiniaceae
Source: the annotation of a GenBank genome assembly